Messenger RNA from Oncorhynchus keta (chum salmon), 2758 nucleotides. It is a transcript of the gene aspa, whose product is annotated as aspartoacylase. The coding region runs from base 118 to 1311 and encodes 397 amino acids. Gene Ontology annotation, molecular function: hydrolase activity, acting on carbon-nitrogen (but not peptide) bonds, in linear amides; hydrolase activity, acting on ester bonds. The transcript is spliced from 6 exons. NCBI's taxonomy places the organism in Eukaryota, Metazoa, Chordata, Actinopteri, Salmoniformes, Salmonidae. The record is from RefSeq and is a predicted model, not a curated record.
UAACUGUGGAAAUCAUAUUUAUAAAAUUGUAAAACCAUAUCACAACCAAUCCAUAAUGGGGAUAGCCUAGUAUGUGUAGGCUGUUGUGGGAGGAUCUUAACCCAACCUUCUCAAGUAAUGUACAACACAACGGAGUUAUGUUCGGUGGUGAGUGGUCACAGUAGUCCAGCGGCGAUAUUAUGUAAGUGUACUACCCGAACAGCAUUCAUAUCACAAUUGGUUAAGAAACGUCAACCGUGGUUUUUAUUGCCUGGCAACUUUCAGCGGCUGCUCUCCGAGUCCUCAAGCUCGUGCUUUCAUCUGAGGGCUUGUAUAAAACUGUUCAAUAUUCCAGCCUUCACUACCGCUAUGACUUCAAGUACCAAUGUCUCUUGUUUUCACGAGGCUCGAAGAGUUGCUAUUUUUGGAGGCACGCACGGAAAUGAAAUGUCAGGCGUAACGCUUGUAAAUCUGUGGAUACAGAAUGGAAAAGAAAUCCAUAGAAAGGGAGUUGAGACGAAACCCUUCAUAACGAACCCAAGAGCCGUGGAGAAAUGCACUAGAUAUGUGGACACAGAUCUUAACAGAGCGUUCACGACCGAGAAUCUCAGCGCCCCUAGUGGAGAUGACCUGCCCUACGAGGUCCAGAGGGCCCAGCAGAUCAAUGAGAUAUUUGGACCUAAAGGAAGCCCUGAGGCCUACGAUGUCAUCUUCGACCUCCACAACACUACCUCCAACAUGGGUUGUACGCUCAUACUGGAGAGCUCCAAGGAUCACUUCAACCUCCAGAUGAUGCAUUACAUCAAGAAAGCCAUAGCUCCUGACAGUUGUCCAGUUCUGCUGACUGAACACCCGCUACUCAAGUAUUCAACUUCACGCUCUGUGGCCAAGCACCCCAUCGGUCUAGAGGUUGGCCCACAACCUCAGGGGGUUUUGAGGAGCAACAUCUUUGAGUCUAUGAGGGUGGUACUGAAACAUGCCCUGGACUUCAUUGAGCUCUUCAACGAAGGCUUGGAGUUUCCCCCCUGUACAGUGGAUGUGUUCAGAGUUUCAGAGAAGAUGGACUAUCCCAGAGACACCAAUGGCAACAUCAUUGCCAUGGUGCACCCCAAUCUACAGGACUGUGACUGGGAGCCGUUGAACCCUGGUGACCCUAUGUUCCAAAUGUUUGACGGGACAACCCUCUGCUACGAAGGUGCUGGCACCGUCUAUCCCACUUUUAUUAACGAAGCUGCUUAUUAUGAGAAGCAGCAGGCGUUCGUAACUACCAGACGAGAGACCUUAGCAGCUGGUGCUAUCAAAAAAAACAUAGGACAAAGUUACAGUGUAUAGUUUACUUCAGUUUGUAAGCCCCAGCAAUAUUCUAUAUUCUUUACAGUUCAUCUUUAUUAUAUUAGAUCUAUAUACAAUAUUCUUUAUAGUUUUCCCAAUGACACCACUUAAAAAGAACAUAUCUUUCACAUUGAUAAUUAGAGAGUAAUGUUUCAUACUCUCUGUACUUUUUUAGAUGUCUUAUUGAUAUGUUGUUCUAAGAUCAACUAACUAUGCAAAGUACAGUCACUGUGACUCGAGGCACUGCUAGGUUUUUAAUGAAGAUUUGAACUUUUUCUAUCCUAAGAAUUGUUGUGAUGAAUACAUUUUCUGUUAUUUUUAAAUAGAUUUUAUUAAGCAAACUUAUAAAGUUUUGUGAAGUGAAAGUAAGCAUAUCUAUGACAAAUACAAAGUACCGCAAUCCCAAGAAGAACCACAACACUUAAGCACUGUUCUUAAUACUGUAUUCCUUAUAACCGCUCAGGAAGUUGGGCAAUUUUAUAUUAUAUCAAAAGAAUAGCCUACAACCUGAGAAUCUUUAUGUUGUAUCUAUUAUACUUAUAAUCAAGUUGUUACAAUCAAUAAGCUAGUGAGCUUGGCCUUAAAAUACAAUAACAGAACCUCUUGAUGCUACCUAACCUCUCUACUGAUGUUGGAUCUUAAUUUGAGGACUCUUUUGUUGCUGAGAAUGUUCCUGCAGAGCAGAAAAUGCAAACUUGUAGUGUAUUUGAGUUAUUAAAAGGCUUCUAAAGUUUGUAAUUUCCACUGAAAAAUGUCAGACUUGGUUUGCCCUAAUGAAAAAUGUAUCAACUCCUACAAAAAUGUCCAUUAGUUAUAAUCCACAUAAUAAUUCACAUUUCUUGUUGCUGCAGGAUUAAAUUAAGAUCCUACAUAUGUAUACAAUCAAUGCCACCUAACCUUUCUACAAUGGUCACUAUUAUGGUGCUGCUACUAUUGUCCUACUAUUGCCUUAAAAUAAGUGAUUUCUAUGAUAAUUGCAUGACAUUUGUGAGGGAAAGUUUCAUUUGUAAUCCCAGAUGUGGAAUAAAUACAGAUGCUAUUUUGAUACGAAGUUGGAUAUGUAAAGGGGAUUUAUUUUCAUGUGACGAGGUGUGAUGUGUUUCAAAAGGUAAUUUACAUGUGUUUGGUGUCAGAAGGUAGAACAUAGUUGAUGGUGGUAUUAUUGUUAUUUUGAUGUACUGUAAGUGGGUUUUAAUGUGUGAUGUAAAUUUCGAAAAUAACAUGAGUGGACAUAUGAAAUCUGUUCAAAAUAUACUGUAUGUAUAUUGUGCAAUAAUUUCCAUUCCAAUAAUGUCCUACGCAUUUGUUGUUUGUUGAAAUGUUAUAGCAAUCGUGAUCUGAUUUAAAGAUUUCAUUCCAAUCCCUCAGAACAGUUCAAUUGUGGUAUAUGCCAUGCCUUUUUUGUAAAAGUGACAUAAUCAAUAAAUGUCAUUUGCAUUAUACCAUC